Messenger RNA from Magnolia sinica, 715 nucleotides. Its product is annotated as ethylene-responsive transcription factor 12-like. The coding region runs from base 74 to 538 and encodes 154 amino acids. Gene Ontology annotation, molecular function: DNA binding; DNA-binding transcription factor activity. The transcript has a single exon. Gene Ontology annotation, biological process: regulation of DNA-templated transcription. NCBI's taxonomy places the organism in Eukaryota, Viridiplantae, Streptophyta, Magnoliopsida, Magnoliales, Magnoliaceae. The record is from RefSeq and is a predicted model, not a curated record.
UUUUCUUUCCACUCUCGGCAGAGAGACCAACCCUUCCUUCUCUCCUCCCUCCUUCCUUAGCGCUUCUCCUUUCAUGGCAUCCUCGCGCGAAGAACAUCACUACAGGGGGGUGAGGAAGAGGCCAUGGGGUCGGUACGCGGCCGAGAUACGCGACCCGUGGAAGAAGACUCGAGUCUGGCUCGGCACCUUCGACACGCCUGAGGAAGCGGCUCUGGCUUACGAUGGCGCGGCUCGAACUCUCAGAGGCUCCAAAGCCAAGACCAAUUUCCCGUCUCCGGCGCCAUCUCCGACCUCCCUAUCCUUCGAUCUCAACCUUCCAUCCGACCGGUGGGGCCCAUCUGGGUUUGUACUCAGCGAGCUACUGCACAAUCGCGUCCGUAGGGAAAUGCGGUGCUGCGAUGUCGGGUCGCCGGAUCCGACCCGAAUCGAGCCGGUGCCUGUGGCGCGCCCUGAGCCGGGAGUGGGGCUUGUGAGGAGGGGUUUGUCGAUCGAUCUGAACGAGCCACCUCCAGCGAGUUCGUGUUUUGGGAUGAGUUGACUCAGUUCAGGUGAACGAGUCGGAGUAGGAGUCUCUCUCUUUUCUUUUUUAAUCGUUUUUUAGUAGUGUUUUGUAUAAGAGAGAGAUUAGUCGUUUAGGUACGGAUGUAGAUAUAUGGUUAUCUUUUUUCAUUACUAUAUAUGGAAUGAAAUCAUACGUGGCAAUGUUUUGGUUUUC